AAUCAAUCCGUUCUAAUUGCCUUGCUUGAUUGCCGAAUCGGAGAUGCUCAGUAAGGUUACCCAACAGACUCGUAUCUUAAAUAUGCUUGUAUGGAAAGACUUUUAAGCAAGUACUUUUAAAAAUUGUGUUUUCGGUGUGUAUUCCUCUAGUGAUGAAUGUGAGAGGAUUACAACAUUACGUUAUCUCUGUAUUUCUAUGCUGUUAGAUGUCGAUUAUUCUUUCAUUAAUUUUGAGAAAUCAAUAAUAGAAUUUUAUGUAGAGAAAAGGAAUUAAUAAUUUGAAUCAAACAUUUUUCAACAGUUUCGUAUUAAAUCUUAUUUGUUUUAAGAAAGCGAAUGACAAAUUAUUAAAUCAAAUUCAUUUGGACUAAAAGAUGCCCUUUGAAAGUGAUUCAUCUACAACUCAGAGUUAAUUAAUUAGAAAUGUUAUUGAAAUAAAAAUUGGUGUGAAUAAUAAUGAAUAAUAAUAAUAAAUAAAUACAGGAACAAAAGAAACAUUGAAAUAACGCAACGAUACUCGUUUUGGAAAGACAAUUCAAAACUUUAGUUAAUAUUCGCGAAAAUCAAUAUGAAAAUCUAGAAAGAUAAUAAAAAGAUAACUUCAGACAUAAAUUCUACUUUCCAUUAGCGAUCUCUCAUGCCAAGAUAAGUCCCAGUACAGUGUCGAAUAAAAUGAAUCUACUUGAAGGAAGUAUAGAUAUUGUAAUAUUUAUUUAAAUAAAGUUAAUACAACUGUUAAGAACGUGUAAUAAGCUUACACCUUCGUCACAAGGCAACGGCGUCACUCAGCUUAUUUUUGCACAUGCGCAUUACUGCGCUCGCCAGCGACGCGCUCGGCUAUAACAAACAACUCUAUCACGACGUUUUCUUUCGUUCUUCUUACUUGCCAAAUUUAUGUUAUCUGAAAACACAAUAAUAAUAAAAAUAUGAAUAAUAACGUGACAGGUUAGUGCAGUUUCCAAUGUUUUCGUACUUUUACGAGAUGUUUUUGUUUGGUAUCCUGACUGCAACACAUUUAAAGGUACAUCAAGAAUUAGGAUUCCUCCUCGUGAAAAUAUAUGUUCUCAAAAAAUAUCAAUGGCAUGUAGUCCACCUUACAAACGUGUUAGAGCAUUACGGCUUUUUGAUUCUCCCGCUACUCCAAAAACGCUAAUGGAAAAGAGUACGAUGCAUACUCCAUUUCCGACUAAAUGUACCAGACUGUUUUCAUUAGAUAAACCUAGACCAUGUAAUUACCAAAAUAAAUCUGACAAACCUGCUGCUAAUGUGAAUCCUUUUACACCAAAUGGAAUGCUGUUAACUGCAAGGAAACGCACUAGAUCUAAGCGUAGUUUGAUUGGUUCUCCAGAUAUUCAAAUUCCAAAAUUUGAUCUCGGCGAUUCCGAAGAUUCCGAUAACGAAAUAGAACAAGCUACAAAACGUGUAGCAUUGCAAGAUUCUAAUAUUCCACGAUAUCAUCAAGAGUUCCAUGAGCUUGGCUUAAUUGGGACAGGUGAAUUUGGUUCCGUUUACAAAUGCAUUAACCGAUUAGACGGAUGCAUUUAUGCCAUUAAGAAAAGUAUUAAACCUGUGGCUGGAAGUAUUAAUGAAAAGAAUGCCUUAAACGAAGUAUAUGCGCAUGCUGUACUCGGUAAACAUCAACACGUUGUAAGAUAUUAUUCUGCAUGGGCAGAAGAUAAUCACAUGAUAAUUCAAAAUGAAUAUUGUAAUGGUGGUAGUCUAGCAGAUGGGAUUAUCAACUUAGAAAAAGAAAAAAAGCAUUUUACUGAAGCAGAAAUGCGACAAUUAUUGUUACAUGUUGCUGAGGGUUUAAGAUACAUUCAUAGCAUGCAAUUAGUACAUAUGGAUAUUAAACCUGGAAAUAUCUUUAUUUCCAAAGAGAAGAGGUUACUCGCAGUUAAUUAUGAUUCAGCUGACGAUGGUUUCGACGAAGAGGAAACUGUAGAAGAAGAAAUUACUUACAAAAUAGGAGAUUUGGGUCACGUUACAUCCGUUAAUAAUCCUCAAGUUGAAGAAGGGGAUUGUAGAUAUCUUCCAACGGAGAUUUUGCGGGAAGAUUUCAGUCACUUACCAAAAGCCGAUAUUUUCGCUUUGGGAUUAACUGUUUAUGAAGCAGGGGGUGGAGGUCCAUUACCUAAAAACGGACCAGAAUGGCAUGAUAUUAGAAAUGGAAAUUUAAAGGAAUUACCACAUUACAGUCGUGAUCUUAACGAAUUACUUAAAUUGAUGAUUCAUCCAAAUCCUGAAAUGAGACCAUCAGCAAUAUGUCUUAUACAACAUAGAGUAUUGUGUCCAUUUGGAAAUAAAACAAAAGCACAACUUCGGCGGGAAUUGAAUGCAGAAAAAUUAAAAAAUGAAAUUCUAUCAAAACAGCUGCAAGAAGCUGCUAAAUGUCUAAAAACUAUUGCCCCAAACGUAGCAGCAAUUAAUAAUAAUACAAUGAAUGCAGGAGGCUAUGAAUUAAGACCUACACCAACUAGAACUUCGUCUCGAGUAGUGGGUAAAAAAGUCAACAGAAGCAAUAGCACUACAAACUUUUAAAUGUUCUGUGUUAUGUUUGUGCCGGACUAAAGGAGAGGGGUAUAGGUGCUUAAGGAAAAAAAAAAUAAAUUUUCUAAGUGCCUUGACAUUGUGAUAUGAAUUAACUCUAGUUUAUAAGAAAAACUAUGAUCAAUAUUUGAUAGUAAGAGAAUAUGAUAAGUAUACAGAGUGAAAUUGUACAAUAGCCACGGGUAUACUCUUGCAGCGAUGAAGGCAUUAUACAGAUAAGAUAAAGUGUGAAUUUUAUGCAUGAUAAUUAUAAACAGGUAACUUCUUAAUUAUCGGUAUUUUACAUUUCAUCAUUAAUUAAAUUUUUAGAUGGAUAAUACAGUAAUCUAAUAUCGUUUACUCAUGUAUAUUGUUUGGUUUUUUUUCUCUUAUAUAAGAUAAAAAUUAGAUUCAUAAGGUUUGAAAAUUCUAAUAAUUAUUGGUAUUGUUUAUCAUUAGUCUAUUUAUCAUAAAAAUAUAGGAAAUGUAACAAAAUCUAUUUCUUUAUAAAGAAUGAAAAUAAUUUUAUUAAAUACUUCCUUGUAUGCCUUUAAUGUUCCUGUUAAUAAGUUUUUAAUUACCUACUUUGUACAAUUACAAUAUACAUAUAUUUUAUAACAUUACUGCUUUUUUACUCUAUUCAAGCAGUAUUAUAAAAAAGAGUAGUAUUGACGGAAAUCGAAUGAAAAUAUUUUUAACAUCAGUUACUAAUUAAGGUUUUGACAUAUCAUUGUGUUAUACUUCCAUUUUUCCCGUUUUUGUUUGAGAAUUAAUGUAAUAAAUAACUGGAAGUACUAACAGUAGACUAUGAGAAAUUGUCCAUUAUAAAUAUAUUUUUAUAUAUAGAUAUUUACAUAUAAUAAUAGUUCGGCGUUGUGUAUUGUUUAGUGUGUAAUUAUUAAUUAAUCUCUGUAUUAUCCAUCGUUUAUUAUUAUCAGAUUCUUAUAGGGGUGUUCAAAUAAUUACUUUUUUUUGUAAUUUUCAUACUCAGAUGAAAGACUGUUACCUUAAAUAUAUUGUAUUGAAUAAUUUUUAUAUUUUUGCACGACAUAGACUCAAUAUUUUUUAGGAGUAUAUAUAUACAUGUUUUUUAAAUUAAUAAUGAAUAAAUCGAUAUUAUAUAUUGCUUGUAUAGAAAACUAACCAAAUAGAAACUAAUGACUGACAUAGUACUUCAUCUAAGCAUAAUUCCUAGCCCUAAUACUUACAAUUUUACUCUGUGUAUUCUUUAUAUAAGGGAAUAAACUCUUAAAAUUACAAACAAUUAAAGAGUGAAUCUUUGAACGUAAAAAUGUUUUUAGUUUAAAUUAUUUUUAUGAUACCUUUUUAUAGUCAUAUUAUCUUUGGCAUGCUCUAAAAUUCGUAUUAUACAAAUUUCCCUUGUGUUUUUAAUAUAUAUACAUAUAUUGGAUAAAUAUUGAUGUAAAAUAAUUUGCAUUUUUAGUGUAAGUGGUACUACCGAUUAGAUAUUUCUUAUUCUACUUGCUAAUACAAAAAUUCACAAAAAAAUGUAUUUGUUUCAUUAUCGAAUGUGUAUUCAAUUUAAAAGUACUACAAAUUUUUCUAUGUUGGACAGACUGACCAAUGCAUUUUUUUACUUCACUUUUUGUUUUGUAAUAUACUGUGUUUCUUGAUCAAGAAUGACAAAAACUAAUGGUUUAUUACGGUAUAGUGAAUUCAAAGCCUUGUACCAGACAAAUGCAUUCAAUGAAUUAUUUUGUUCCUCAAACUAGCAUCGAAUAGAUGUCUUAUGUACAAUUAUUUGGCUUCUAGCUAAUAAACAAAUCAAAGCUUUUGUACCUUGACUUAAUAUUCUCGUGUCACUGAGCAUGCUAAUAUGUGAUCUUUUUUAUAUCUGCAUUACUGAAGCAUUUCAAUAUUUAUAUGAAAAAAGAAAGAGGAUAUAUAUAUAUAGCAUGUGUUGUAAUGGUUUACAUUACUGUUUACGAAACAAUCUAGAUUGCAGUUUUUAAUAUCAUGAGGUUCUUUUUUUUGUAGUUUGUGUUACAAACUACUUGUGUCUUUUAUUCGCAGUAUAAAUUCGGUUCUUAAAAAUAAGGUUUAUUAAAAAGUUUUCUGUUAUAUUGUCAAAAUGUUGAAAAGUAAUGCAAUCAAAUAUUAAUUCCCAUGAGUGUGUAACCUCGUUUACAAACCAAUGUUAUGAAUGUAGUCAUACACCGCGCUAUGUAUAAAAGUUAUGAAGUUUUGUAAGAAAAAAUGUGAAUAAUCGAUAAAGGAGCUGUGUAAGCUUCAAACUGUGUGCUAAGAAGGGUGGACCCCAACUCAUGGCAGCACGUUUAUUGUGAACUGUUGUUUCAUUAAUCUUAUUAUUAUUAUUAUUAAUAUUAUUGUAUUAUUAUUAUUAUUAUAAUAAAUAAUUAAUGAAUGAAUAA
This is a messenger RNA of Bombus huntii, 4922 nucleotides long. Its product is annotated as wee1-like protein kinase. The coding region runs from base 1078 to 2541 and encodes 487 amino acids. Gene Ontology annotation, molecular function: non-membrane spanning protein tyrosine kinase activity; magnesium ion binding; ATP binding. NCBI's taxonomy places the organism in Eukaryota, Metazoa, Arthropoda, Insecta, Hymenoptera, Apidae. Gene Ontology annotation, biological process: protein phosphorylation; mitotic cell cycle. The record is from RefSeq and is a predicted model, not a curated record. The transcript is spliced from 4 exons. Gene Ontology annotation, cellular component: nucleus.